Molecule: messenger RNA, 309 nt
Organism: Didymodactylos carnosus
Lineage: Eukaryota; Metazoa; Rotifera; Eurotatoria; Philodinida; Philodinidae
Source: the annotation of a GenBank genome assembly
AUGUCAUACCGGAAUGUGAUGCAUCAUGCCACUCAUAAAGUAGCUAUGGAAUCAAUACGUUCAGUUGUUGAUUCAAAUCAAGAAGCACCUGCUGCUAAAAUGAUUGGUGAUAGUGAUCGUCAUUUGCCACUUGUUACACUUGGCGACAAUAUCAGAGUUCCAGUGCCAUUAAUGGACAAAUAUUGUACUGAUCCACCAAAUGUUCUAGAUUUGAUUAUCAAAGAAAUCAAUGGAAUGUAUAAAAUUGGUUGUAGAGGUGGAACAAUUAAUCGUUUCUAUGCCCGUAAUCAAUUUGAGAAAUGUGAUUGA